UCCUGUGUUCGUGUGUGAAACUUGUUUUCUCUAGUGUCAUUUUCCAAGAUACACUUUGGAGGAACACAACCAGACCCCCCUUCCUCCCCACACCCUCUUUCUGGAAUUCCUUGUUUUACUUUUUUUCGUUUCCAGUUUCAUAUCUCUCUCUCUCUCUCUCUCUCUCUCUUAUCUUCUGCCUUUUAUAUAUUUAAAGAAAUCUUUCAUAGCUUUCUACCCUUCAUUUUUUUACUUUUUCUUUUUGUGUUUGGUUUGGUGUCGGUGUUGGUGAUUGUGUUGUUCUUCUAGCUUCCCUUUUGUUGAUUUCCAUGGUAUCAAUUUGAUUGCAUAUCAAGAUAGUGCAAAAAAAGCAAUCUCACUUAGUGUGAGAGUGGGAGAAAGUGAGUUAAAAGAAGGGGUUUUGUGCGUGUUGAUAUCUCUAGUUUAUCUAAUAACACAAAGCAAGAAAAUGCCCUUGGAAGGGAUUUUCAUAGAACCACCACCACCACCAUCUUCAUCCCCUUCAACUUCACUUCCUGAUCUCUCUCUCAACAUUAGCCUCCCAAAUUCUUCUUCUUUAUCCUCCUCGGUUCGGCCCGGUCAUAUCGAUUCGCCUUCGAAAUCCCACACCGCGCAACAACCGUCCUAUACCUACCUCUCCCUCACAAACCCAUCAACAAGUUUAGCCCAAAGAGAUCAAGACAACCCACAAAAUAUGUUCCCACAUCAUCAUCAUCAUCAAAACAUUAACCAAAAUCAUAUAAACCAAGGGGUUUCAUUACUUGAUGUUUCUGACUGUUUGAGGCCAAUUAAAGGGAUCCCAGUAUAUCACAACCAUCAGUUUCCUUUUUUGCCUAAUUUGGACCACUCAUCUAUGGACAAAGAUCCAAAGAUGUGUUUCUAUCCAUCAUCUUCUACAUCUACUUCACCUUAUAACUUUGGUGCUAAUUCCGGAACACACAUGCCCUUUAUGAACCAUGGACUCAAUGGUCCUGCUUCUCCAGGUUAUCGUGUGCCUGGAACCUGUGGAACCAUUGGUGGUGUAUCAAGAUUUAAUGGUUACUACCAAAACUAUGGAACCGGUGGGCCCACAUCUCAUGAAAUCUCACAUGGGUUGAUGAGAUCAAGGUUUCUACCAAAGCUUCCGGCUAAGAGGAGCAUGAGGGCACCCAGGAUGCGAUGGACUAGCACCCUUCACUCGAGGUUCGUUCAUGCGGUUGAGCUUCUUGGAGGACAUGAAAGGGCUACACCAAAAUCAGUUUUGGAGUUAAUGGAUGUUAAAGAUCUUACACUUGCUCAUGUCAAGAGUCAUUUACAGAUGUAUAGAACUGUCAAAACAACUGACAAACCUGCAGCUUCCUCAGGCCAAUCUGAUGGAUCCGGAGAAGACGAUAUCUCAACCACAGGAAGCGGUGGGCUAAGGCGUUUCUCGGAUCAAGGAGGAUCAUCUGCUGAUCAGCAAGAAUCCGAUUACCCUAAUUUCUCCGCUGCCGCAGCCACCACCACUGGCACAACCCUCUGGAGCAAUUCUUCAAGCAAUAGAGAGGGAUGGCUACACACAAACAGUGAAAUGAAUGAUCUUGGACCCUCAUCUACCUCGAUUCGACAACAGAAUGGCAGUCAUCUAGUCGAGGUAUGUGAUCCUUCAAGAUCAAGUAGCUGCAUUGGAUUAAGUUCAGACCACAAAAACCCGAGCUUAGAGUUCACCUUGGGCAGACCCGAUUGGCUUCAAAAAGAACGUGACUGAUCGAUCUUUCUUUUUUUUUUUCUCUACUUUUUUUUUGCAUUUUGAAUUACUGCUUCAGUUUGUCCUCGUAAUGGACCAUAGGAGCCUGAAUUUUAUGCAACCGACGAACAAGAUGAAGAAAACGUAGAAGAAGGUUUAAGAAGCUAUGUUUCUCUACAUACAAUUCUUGUCUACUAGUCUCCCAUCAUAUAGCAGCCCUUCUUCUUUGUUUUCUUCUCUCUUGAUUUAUUUAAUUUUGUAGUAUUCAUUUGUUUUUGUCCUUUAUUUUCGGUUGGGUCCUUCAUGUCUAUUUUGUCCAAGGUAGGACACCACGGAUAUGAUUGGGGAAGAUGAAGUAUAUCAUAUGUUGCGACUGAAUAUUUACCAAAUUAAAGGUUAUAUAACUUUCAGGAAACACCAAUUACCAUCAAA
Helianthus annuus (common sunflower) is the source of this 2137-nucleotide messenger RNA. Its product is annotated as transcription repressor KAN1. The transcript has 6 exons. The record is from RefSeq and is a predicted model, not a curated record. Lineage: Eukaryota; Viridiplantae; Streptophyta; Magnoliopsida; Asterales; Asteraceae. Gene Ontology annotation, molecular function: transcription cis-regulatory region binding. Gene Ontology annotation, cellular component: nucleus. Gene Ontology annotation, biological process: abaxial cell fate specification; regulation of DNA-templated transcription. The coding region runs from base 449 to 1726 and encodes 425 amino acids.